Molecule: messenger RNA, 528 nt
Organism: Camelina sativa (false flax)
Lineage: Eukaryota; Viridiplantae; Streptophyta; Magnoliopsida; Brassicales; Brassicaceae
Product: large ribosomal subunit protein eL21z/eL21y
Biological process (GO): translation
Cellular component (GO): ribosome
Molecular function (GO): structural constituent of ribosome
Source: RefSeq, a predicted model, not a curated record
AUCACAUUUCGCAUCCACCAAAGAGACGGAAAAAUGCCGGCAGGUCAUGGAGUUCGGGCGAGGACGAGGGAUCUGUUCGCGAGGCCGUUCAGGAAGAAGGGUUACAUUCCACUCUCGACUUACCUAAGGACCUUCAAGGUCGGCGAUUACGUCGAUGUUAAGGUGAAUGGUGCGAUCCACAAGGGUAUGCCUCACAAGUUCUACCAUGGUCGUACUGGUCGCAUCUGGAACGUCACCAAACGCGCCGUCGGUGUCGAAGUCAACAAACAGAUUGGCAACAGGAUCAUAAGGAAGAGGAUUCAUGUGCGUGUGGAGCAUGUGCAGCAAUCAAGGUGUGCUGAGGAGUUCAAGCUGAGGAAGAAGAAGAACGAUGAACUCAAAGCUGCAGCCAAAGCCAAUGGUGAGACAAUAAGCACCAAGAGACAGCCUAAAGGACCCAAACCAGGAUUCAUGGUCGAAGGAAUGACCUUGGAGACUGUCACUCCAAUCCCUUACGAUGUCGUCAACGAUCUCAAGGGAGGCUAUUAG